CUCGACCACCCUCCCACCUCGUCGUCUUCCGCGCCGCCCUCUCCCUCCUCCACCGCCUCCGCCUCCGCCUUCUCUCGUGCCGCCGAUCUCCAUCGCCGGCGUGCGGUGCACCGAGAUCCACCCGAGAUGUGGCGCGGCUGCGUCUCGCGUGGCCUCAGGAGCCUCUCCAAGGGCAAGGGCUCCUCCUCCUCCGCCCCCGUCUCCGCCGCCGCUAGGCUCUUCUCCACCGCCUCGUCGUCGUACACGGUGGUGGAUCACUCGUAUGACGCGGUCGUGGUGGGAGCCGGCGGCGCGGGGCUCCGUGCGGCGAUCGGGCUCUCCGAGCACGGGUUCAACACGGCUUGCAUCACCAAGCUCUUCCCCACGCGGUCGCACACCGUCGCGGCGCAGGGUGGCAUAAAUGCUGCUCUUGGAAACAUGACGGAAGAUGACUGGAGAUGGCAUAUGUAUGACACUGUCAAGGGUAGUGAUUGGCUUGGUGACCAGGAUUCUAUUCAGUAUAUGUGCAGAGAAGCACCAAAAGCAGUUAUAGAACUUGAAAACUAUGGGUUGCCAUUUUCAAGAACUGAAGAUGGAAAGAUAUACCAACGGGCCUUUGGAGGCCAGAGCUUAGAUUUUGGGAAAGGUGGGCAGGCCUAUCGAUGUGCAUGUGCUGCUGACAGAACAGGACAUGCUAUGUUACACACUCUGUAUGGUCAAGCAAUGAAGCAUAAUACUCAGUUCUUUGUAGAAUAUUUUGCGCUAGACCUUAUCAUGGACAGUGAAGGCACCUGUCAGGGGGUUAUUGCUUUGAACAUGGAGGAUGGCACUCUUCACCGUUUCCGUGCUACAAAUACAAUUCUGGCCACAGGAGGUUAUGGCAGAGCCUACUUCUCAGCAACCUCAGCUCACACAUGCACUGGAGAUGGCAACGCUAUGGUUGCACGUGCUGGUUUACCACUUCAGGACCUUGAGUUUGUGCAGUUCCAUCCUACAGGCAUUUAUGGUGCUGGAUGCCUUAUCACUGAAGGUUCCCGUGGUGAAGGUGGUAUCCUUAGGAACAGUGAAGGCGAGCGUUUCAUGGAACGAUAUGCUCCUACUGCAAAAGAUCUUGCUUCUCGAGAUGUUGUUUCAAGAUCUAUGACAAUGGAAAUCAGAGAAGGCCGUGGUGUUGGGCCAUUGAAGGACCACAUCUAUCUGCAUCUUAACCAUCUGCCUCCAGAAGUUCUUAAGGAGAGGCUUCCUGGUAUUUCUGAAACUGCUGCUAUUUUUGCUGGUGUUGAUGUCACCAAGGAGCCCAUUCCUGUCUUGCCUACUGUGCACUAUAAUAUGGGUGGGAUCCCAACAAAUUACCAUGGAGAGGUAGUGACUAUGAAGGGUGACAAUCCUGAUUCUGUUGUUCCUGGUUUGAUGGCUGCGGGAGAAGCAGCAUGUGCAUCUGUUCAUGGUGCAAAUCGUCUGGGUGCAAAUUCACUUCUUGACAUAGUUGUUUUUGGCAGAGCUUGUGCAAACAGGGUAGCUGAAACCGCUAAGCCAGGUGAGAAGCAGAAACCUCUUCAAAAAAGUGCUGGAGAAAAGACCAUAGCCUGGUUAGACAAGCUGAGAAAUGCAAAUGGAUCAUUGCCAACUUCCAAGAUCCGUCUAAACAUGCAACGUGUUAUGCAAAAUAAUGCUGCUGUCUUCCGUACGCAAGAAACACUCGAGGAAGGUUGCAAAUUGAUUACCAAGGCAUGGGAAAGUUAUCAUGAUGUGAAGAUCAGUGACCGGAGUCUCAUAUGGAAUUCAGAUUUGAUAGAGACCAUUGAGUUGGAAAAUCUCUUGAUAAAUGCAUGCAUAACCAUGCACUCAGCAGAGGCUCGGAAGGAAAGCAGAGGAGCUCAUGCUCGUGAAGAUUUCACGAAAAGAGAUGAUGAGCAAUGGAUGAAGCACUCGCUGGGGUACUGGGAGAAUGAGAAGGUUCGCUUGGCAUACAGGCCAGUCCACAUGAACACAUUGGACAGUGAAGUUGAGUCGUUCCCACCCAAGGCGCGUGUUUAUUAGUUCGGGAUUCACGCAGCGCCGUAAUUCUGUGUGGUGUUAAUAAUUCAGGGGCUGGGCAUUCCUAGCUGAAAGUGCGACCUGAAUUCCAUCCUCCUUUUUCCCUCGGUAUUUUGUGUAAUUUGCUAGAAAAAUAAAGGACAAACUCAUGCUAAUGCUAGUGCCUAACUGGUCCCUUCUGGGCAACUUGUAUAAAUGAAAUUUUGUACUGCUUGCCAAUGAUCUUCGCCUCAUGCAAGUACAAUGUGGUCAUGGA
This is a messenger RNA of Oryza sativa Japonica Group (Japanese rice), 2272 nucleotides long. The record is from RefSeq and is a predicted model, not a curated record. Lineage: Eukaryota; Viridiplantae; Streptophyta; Magnoliopsida; Poales; Poaceae.